AUAUAAAACUGAACGCUUGCUCCUUAUUCCCAGAACUGGUAUUUGGGGCAGGUGAGAGGGAAGGGUGGAUCAUGGCAGUGAUAACAACAGUCUUGGCCUUGGUUCUGGCCCUCAACUCAGUGUCGACAACAGCUAAGGAGCACAAAGGCUUUUGGGAAUACUUCAGCCAGAGAGGCUGGGAGAAGGGCCCGACAGAGCAGAGGGAGCAGCCGAAGCCCAGCAAGGAGUUCCUGAAUCCAAAAGCCAGCCCGGGACCGGACCUCAGUGACAUGAACACUCUCUUGGAGAAAAUGGGGCCCUUGGCUGGGGAAGGAAGGCCUCCCUUGCUGUUUGUGGAUUCAGCAGAGCUGCAGCACCAGCUCCACAAGGAGCUGGAGGAGGUGAGGAGGGGGCUGGCCCCCUACACGCAGGAGGUCCAUCAGCACGUGGGCUGGAACCUGGAGGGGCUGAGGAGGCAGCUCAAGCCCUACACCCUGGAGCUGGUGGAGCGGCUGGCCCUGGGGGUCCAGGAGCUGCAGGAGCAGCUGAAGCUGCUUGGGGAGGACACCAAGAACCAGCUGCUGGGAGGGAUGAACGAGGCCCGGGGCCUGCUCCAGGAAUUUCAGGACCAAGUAGCCCACCACACAGGGAGGGUCAAAGCGCUGUUCCACCCCUAUGCCGAGAGGCUGGUAUCAGAAAUCGGGCAGCACGUUCAGGAGCUGCACCGCAACGUGGCCCCCCAUGCCGCCACCAGCCCGGCCCGCCUCAGCGGCUACAUCCAGGCUCUGUCCAAAAAGCUGACCCUCAAAGCCCAGGCCCUACACACUCACAUCCAGACCAACCUGGACCAGCUGCGGGACGAGCUCAGUGCCUUUGCUGGAGCCAGCGUGGGCGAGGCUGCGGACCGCUUCGGGCCGGAGGCCGGGCUGUCUUCGGAGGAGCUGACCAAGGAGGUCCAGCAGCGGCUGGAGGCUUUUCGCCUCGACACCCUUCAGGAGAUUGCCGAUUUCUCUAGGACCAUUGACCGUGAAACAGAGGAACUGCAACAGCAGCUGGCUCCCCCUCCCCCUGCCCACAGUGCCUCCCCUCCAGAGCUUCUGGGGGACAAUGGGGAUAGGAAGAUCCUAGGAGAGUUAAAAUCCCGCCUCAAUGCCCUUUGGGAAGACAUUCAUUAUAAUCUCCAAGGACAGGGCCAUGGCCUGUUUGAGCUCCCUGAAGACCUUCCUUAGGCCCGGGACUUUUUGCUCCAUAGCUUCCUCUAGGGAAUCUCCAGCAAUCCCUUUGUCGGGACCAAAGGUGGCUGACUGUAAGCAAGACACAGACAUAUCCCGGUGUCUGAGGCUGUGCCUUGGGACUAGAAGGUGGCCCUCCCCUCCGGGCUCAGACCCUUUCCUUCGGCCCUCUUGUGCAGAUGUAUUUCAGUUUCCCAGCUUUGCAAAUCCCCAUCUCCCCACUUAUGAAUCAGGAGUGAUGUCUGGGCCAAGGGAGCAGAGCUGCAAAGGCUACGUGAAGGUUUCUGCUUAGCUGCAAGCUUGCUCGCUAAGCCUCUGGCAGAUGGAGUUACUUAAGUGGGAUCAUCUUGGAUCAGAGCACUUGCCUGCAGCCAGCUUCUGACCACUGCUGGUCCACGGGGCUGACCUGAUGCCUUUAAUGAAAGUUGCUGCUGUACGGGGAGUCAAAGGGAGACGAAUGUGUGUAUGUGUAUAUAUGUGUAUGUACAUGAGCCUUGUUGGAUUUGAAGCUGAUCAACAUGGGCCUUGUUUCUGCCCAAAAAAGGGCCCCACGUAUGUCAAAAACACCUGAAGCUGGACUUCUGUUCUAUGAUUUAGCCCCUGCUAGGCUGCCUGGAACUGGCUAACCUGUGUGGUUACACGUGUGUGCCUUCCUCAUGAUUUAUUUUGUUUUUUCAUGUUGUAAGUUUUGUUAAUAUAUGAAUGCACUGAAAUCAUCA
This is a messenger RNA of Sarcophilus harrisii (Tasmanian devil), 1930 nucleotides long. RefSeq names its product apolipoprotein A5 (gene APOA5). Gene Ontology annotation, molecular function: cholesterol binding; phospholipid binding; phosphatidylcholine-sterol O-acyltransferase activator activity. Gene Ontology annotation, cellular component: extracellular region; blood microparticle; high-density lipoprotein particle. The coding region runs from base 72 to 1208 and encodes 378 amino acids. Lineage: Eukaryota; Metazoa; Chordata; Mammalia; Dasyuromorphia; Dasyuridae. The record is from RefSeq and is a predicted model, not a curated record. The transcript has 4 exons. Gene Ontology annotation, biological process: cholesterol homeostasis; phospholipid efflux; reverse cholesterol transport.